AUGAGCUAUCUUCACACUUUGGAGGUGAGAAGAGGAACGGGAGCAGGAGUUGCAAAAGGAAGAGAAAGACAGGUCAAGAACUUUGAGAUGUGCCAGGAGUUUGAACAGAACGCCAGUGCCUUUCUUCAGUGGAUCCUGGAGACCAGAUCUUUGCUUAAAGAGACAGGAACCCUGGAAUCUCAGUUGGAAGCAAAUAAAAGAAAGCAGAAGGAGAUCCAGGCAAUGAAGCGCCAACUGACCAAGAUUGAGGACCUGGGAGACAACUUGGAGGAGGCUCUGGUCCUUGACAUCAAAUACAGCACUAUUGGACUGGCCCAGCAGUGGGACCAGCUGUAUCAGCUUGGGAUGCGGAUGCAACACAAUCUGGAACAACAGAUCCAGGCCAAGGACACCAUAGGUGUGAGUGAGGAAACACUAAAGGAAUUUAGCACAACUUAUAAACACUUUGAUGAGAAUUUGACGGGGCGCUUGACUCAUAAAGAGUUCCGGUCCUGCCUGAGGGGUCUCAACUACUACUUGCCUAUGGUGGAGGAGGGUGAACCUGAGCCCAAGUUCGAGAAGUUCCUGGAUGCUGUGGAUCCAGUGAGGAAGGGCUAUGUCUCACUGGAGGACUAUACUGCAUUCCUGAUUGACAAAGAGUCAGAAAACAUCAAGUCCAGUGAUGAAAUAGAGAAUACUUUCCAAGCCCUGGCAGAGGGCAAGGCCUACAUUACCAAAGAGGACAUGAAGCAGGUCAGAUGCCAGUUGCUUUCACUACUAUGUUCUCAUGAUCAUCUGGAUAUUGGUCAUCUCAGCAAUACAUGGACCCACGAGGUUGAAGUCAUCCAGCAGGCUACGACUAUGCUGGCUUUACCAGUUCCUACUUUGGCAACUAAUAAGCAGCUCCUCGUGGACCUAUGGAGUCUAAAGAUAUAUGUGCUGAAAAUAACGACAAACAUAAUCGACGACGCAGACAGCUUCAAACUGUGGCAGCUGAGGCUAGGGGGACGAAGGACCCCCACCAGCCAGCGGUUGUUAGGGCUCACAGCGCCGGUAGCAAGUCCCGCGAUCUCUGCGGGAUAUCUCCAUGGAGACCGUGACGUACACAGAGACAGAGGACUGCAGGAGGCUGGCGGACCGGAGCGGGCUCCUUCUGCUCUGCCGCCCGCUCAUGCUCUUUCCUUUCCUGCGCAUAACCUCAUGGUUUCUGGUGUGCUGUGA
Molecule: messenger RNA, 1200 nt
Organism: Carlito syrichta (Philippine tarsier)
Lineage: Eukaryota; Metazoa; Chordata; Mammalia; Primates; Tarsiidae
Gene: SPTA1
Product: spectrin alpha, erythrocytic 1
Exons: 9
Coding region: 1-1200 (399 amino acids)
Biological process (GO): actin cytoskeleton organization
Cellular component (GO): cell junction; plasma membrane; cell projection
Molecular function (GO): calcium ion binding; actin filament binding
Source: RefSeq, a predicted model, not a curated record